Messenger RNA from Cydia splendana, 511 nucleotides. RefSeq names its product cyclin-dependent kinases regulatory subunit (gene Cks30A). Gene Ontology annotation, biological process: regulation of mitotic cell cycle. NCBI's taxonomy places the organism in Eukaryota, Metazoa, Arthropoda, Insecta, Lepidoptera, Tortricidae. Gene Ontology annotation, molecular function: ubiquitin binding; cyclin-dependent protein serine/threonine kinase activator activity; histone binding. Gene Ontology annotation, cellular component: SCF ubiquitin ligase complex; cyclin-dependent protein kinase holoenzyme complex. The record is from RefSeq and is a predicted model, not a curated record. The coding region runs from base 197 to 436 and encodes 79 amino acids. The transcript is spliced from 3 exons.
AACGCUUCUCUGUCGAAUUUUGUAUUCAGCGGUGUGAAUGUUCGAGUUGUUUCCCUGAUUUCUUUGUUUGCAAGGUUCCUGAAAGUGAAACUGCAGUAUCUAUUGGAAAGUGUCUUUAUUUUUCUAUAUAAUACAAAGUGCCUACUGGAUAAGUGUUAAAAUUUUGUUGGAAAUUUGAUUUUUGAUAACUUUCACAAUGACAAGAGAUAUUUACUAUUCGGACAAGUAUUACGACGAGGAACAUGAGUACAGGCAUGUGGUGUUACCAAAGGAAAUGGUGAAACUAGUUCCCAAAAAUCAUUUAAUGUCAGAACAAGAAUGGCGGAGCAUUGGAGUGCAGCAAAGUCAAGGAUGGGUUCACUAUAUGACGCACCAACCCGAGCCUCAUAUUUUGCUGUUUCGCCGAAAAAAGACCACCCCUCCAGAGAAGAAGUGACGACUUUUGUGGUUUGCUUGUGAAUAAGUUUUAGUUCAUAGUUAUCAAUUGCCCAUAGCAGGUAAUGUCUAAUAA